Molecule: messenger RNA, 942 nt
Organism: Procambarus clarkii (red swamp crayfish)
Lineage: Eukaryota; Metazoa; Arthropoda; Malacostraca; Decapoda; Cambaridae
Product: kininogen-1a-like
Source: RefSeq, a predicted model, not a curated record
AUGGCUUUCCUGCUUGGUGGAGUGGGCCAGCAGGCUGCAACUGUAGCAGCAGCAGGGAACCAGCGGCCCAGAGUGUCCCAGAAUGGCCCAGAGUGUCCCAGAAUGGCCCAGAGCGUCGCAGAAUGGCCCAGAGUGUCCCAGAAUGGCCCAGUGUCCCAGAAUGGCCCAGAGUGUCCCAGAAUGGCCCAGAGUGUCCCAGAAUGGCCCAGAGUGUCCCAGAAUGGCCCAGAGUGUCCCAGAAUGGCCCAGAGUGUCCCAAAAUGGCCCAGAGUGUCGCAGAAUGGCCGAGUGUCCCAGAAUGGCCCAGAGUGUCCCAGAAUGGCCCAGAGUGUCCCAAAAUGGCCCAGAGUGUCCCAAAAUGGCCCAGAGUGUCGCAGAAUGGCCCAGAGUGUCCCAGAAUGGCCCAGAGUGUCGCAGAAUGGCCCAGAGUGUCGCAGAAUGGCCCAGAGUGUCGCAGAAUGGCCCAGAGUGUCCCAGAAUGGCCCAGAGUGUCGCAGAAUGGCCCAGAGUGUCGCAGAAUGGCCCAGAGUGUCCCAGAAUGGCCCAGAGUGUCCCAGAAUGGCCCAGAGUGUCGCAGAAUGGCCCAGAGUGUCGCAGAAUGGCCCAGAGUGUCCCAGAAUGGCCCAGAGUGUCCCAGAAUGGCACAGAGUGUCCCAGAAUGGCACAGAGUGUCCCAGAAUGGCACAGAGUGUCCCAGAAUGGCCCAGAGUGUCCCAGAAUGACCCAGAGUGUCCCAGAAUGACCCAGAGUGUCCCAGAAUGGCCCAGAGUGUCCCAGAAUGGCCCAGAGUGUCCCAGAAUGGCCCAGAGUGUCCCAGAAUGGCCCAGAGUGUCCCAGAAUGACCCAGAGUGUCCCAGAAUGACCCAGAGUGUCCCAGAAUGGCCCAGAGUGUCCCAGAAUGGCCCAGAGUGUCCCAGAAUGACCCAGAGUGUCCCAGAAUGA